Brugia malayi is the source of this 102-nucleotide messenger RNA. The record is from the annotation of a RefSeq genome assembly. Lineage: Eukaryota; Metazoa; Nematoda; Chromadorea; Rhabditida; Onchocercidae.
GUUUGGAGGUAUUUUAAAUUCAUCAAUUAUGUCACAUCGUCGAUAUAUCAAAGGCCUAUUGUUCAAAAAAAAAAAAAAAAAAGGAAAAAAUGAAGAAAGAUG